AUGAUAUUGUGCAACUUGUAUCAGUACUUUCAUCCAGCAUUGUCAAAUACUGAGGAUAUUGCUGAAGAAAAUGAUUUUAUUCGUGGGAGUCACGCCAUCAAGUCAUAG
This is a messenger RNA of Brugia malayi, 108 nucleotides long. RefSeq lists its product as uncharacterized. The transcript has 2 exons. Lineage: Eukaryota; Metazoa; Nematoda; Chromadorea; Rhabditida; Onchocercidae. The coding region runs from base 1 to 108 and encodes 35 amino acids. The record is from RefSeq and is a predicted model, not a curated record.